UUCAGGAAAGGACCGGAAGUGUUAAGCAGGCAAGUGUAGUGUUGGCAUCUCGCGCUGAGCUGAGUGUUUUAAUGAGGAGCUGGAUGAUUAUCAAUGGACAACUUUUAUAUUAAACCAGGAAAUCAGGAGCGGGGUUGGAACGACCCUCCACAGUUUUCAUAUGAUAUGCAGACAAGCUCUGUGGGACCAAAAAGGAAUGUCCUCAACAAGAGGGUGCCCCCACCUCAACUCACAGGCCAAAGUCCUGGAACAGGUUUGCCUCUGUCUCCAGCCGUUAGUUCAGGCCCUUCAAGUAGCCCAGGUCCUCCACCUGUGGGCGGACUGACCCCUCCUCCUCCUCCUAAGAGCAGAAUGUCUCCAGGUGGAGUAACAGGUUCUGUCUCCGCAGAGAAUGAACCCAACCUAAGUGAUGUACAAGCACCACUUCUCUGGGCUCUGACUACAUGUAGACAAUCUGUAAAGAAACAGGUUUGUGAUGAUGUGGAGAGGAGACUGAAGCUGUUUGAAGAAAUGUGGAAGAGUGGCAAACUGUCUCUCGCUGUAAAAUGUAGGAUGAAUAGACUUUCUCAAGAGCUAAAUAACAAGAGGUGGGAUGCAGCUGAUGAUAUUCACAGAUCUCUGAUGGUAGAUUAUGUAAAUGAAGUUAGUCAGUGGAUGGUGGGAGUUAAGCGUCUUAUUGCAGAAACAAGGAACCUGAACCCAGAGCUGCUCCACACUGAGGAAGCACCAUCCAAUGCAGAGGAGAAGCUGCACAAGGCUGAGGAGGCCCUGCCCCAGACAGAAGAGGCAGCUCAAAGCAACAGCUAAAUCUGUCCAGUGACAACAUACUUGAGACUUUUCCGUCUGAGCCUUAUUCAAACAUUACUUCUUUUUUUUUACUUCUCUUUAAAGCUGCUUUCUAAGCUACACAUCAAAAUACUGAAAAAUACUCUUUUAUUUUGCUCUGUUGAUUUUCUUGAAUAUUUCCUUCUAACACUGUGGGCAUGUGGGCAGCAGAGGGUAUUAUGAAGCUAGCUACUGGAACUAGAUAAACCAUGGAUCUAUGUGUGGGUAAUGGUGGGGCGCAAAGUGUACUCCAGUAUUUGUCGUUGAUUUCUAUUUCAAGCAGAAGACAGUAGAAAGACACUUUUCAUUUUUCUGCACAGGUAAAUAACAGACCAAAAAUGUUAAGUUCAGUCUCUUUCUAUGCAAUCAUUAUUCCAGAUGAGUCUGUCUGUAGUGUAAUGGCCUGUUUUUAUUAUUAUAUAUCAUAUUAUUAUGUUUAUAUUACCGGUAUUAUUAUUAAACAACACCAACCUGCACAUGCUGCAUCAUGACUGCAUGUUAAUAGAUCCGUUUUACAUACACAAACACUAACUAAAUACCUGAGUGAAGUCAUUGUGUAUUUGUAAAAUUCCUUGACAAAAAAUGAUGCAUGAGGCAUGUGCUUGUAUGUUAUAAGUUGUAAACUUAUGUAUAAAUGUUCCCAUCAUGUCCCAUUUUCUUAUUGAGUAAAUAAAAUAUUUUUUUUCAUGA
This is a messenger RNA of Astyanax mexicanus (Mexican tetra), 1515 nucleotides long. RefSeq names its product steroid receptor RNA activator 1 (gene sra1). NCBI's taxonomy places the organism in Eukaryota, Metazoa, Chordata, Actinopteri, Characiformes, Acestrorhamphidae. The record is from RefSeq and is a predicted model, not a curated record. The coding region runs from base 94 to 807 and encodes 237 amino acids. Gene Ontology annotation, biological process: regulation of transcription by RNA polymerase II. Gene Ontology annotation, cellular component: nucleus. The transcript has 5 exons.